Messenger RNA from Oryza brachyantha (malo sina), 1437 nucleotides. RefSeq lists its product as uncharacterized. The record is from RefSeq and is a predicted model, not a curated record. Bases 152 to 1177 code for a protein of 341 amino acids. The transcript has 3 exons. Lineage: Eukaryota; Viridiplantae; Streptophyta; Magnoliopsida; Poales; Poaceae.
UUUUUGGCUUUUGAAUUCAUAACUGAACCAGCAAACACCCCGGCUAAUCAUACGAUCCAUGGCGAAUUCGCUAUAGAGCUGGAGGCUUUGGUCCAACACUGAGGAAGUGAGGAGUGCGACCUACGUUACUCGAUCGAUCCAGCGGCCGGCCAUGUCGGCGCCGGCCUCUCUGCGGCAGCGCUGCGCAUUGGGCCGUGCCAUGGCUGUCGUCGCCGUCGGCCUCCUCGUCAUCGUCGGCACGUACCUUCUGUCCGCCGGCGACGGCGACACGGAGGAGUUCUUCAGCGACGCCGCCGCCGGCGGCGACGAUCUGGAGGCGGCGCUGCGCGGCGCGGCGUACGCGAACAGGACGCUGAUCGUGACGGUGCUGAACAGGGCGUACGCCGCCGAGGACGGCGGCCUGCUCGACCUCUUCCUCCGGAGCCUGAGGGAAGGGGAGGGCACGGCGCAGCUCAUCGGCCACAUCCUCCUCGUGGCCACGGACCGGCCGGCCUUCCUCCGGUGCAGGCGCCUCGGCGGCGUCCGGUGCUACCAGCUCCCGCCGGCGGCAGCGGACGGCGCCGAUGACCUCUCGUCGGAGCAGCUGUACAUGUCGGACGGCUUCAUACGCAUGAUGUGGCGCCGCAUUCGCCUCCUCGGCGACGUCCUCAAGCUCGGCUACAGCUUCAUAUUCACCGAUUUGGAUGUGAUGUGGCUGAGGAACCCGUUGCCGAGGCUGGAGUACAGGCCGGAGGAGGAGGACCUCCUGAUCAGCUCCGACCAGUUCAACGGCCGCGCCGACGACUACGCCGGCAACGAGCUGAACACCGGCUUCUUCUUCGCGGCGUCCAACAGCCGCACGGCGGCGCUGUUCGACGAGUGGCACGCGGCGCGGGAGGCCCCGGCCUCGGCGGGGAUGAAGGAGCAGGACGUGCUCAACGACAUGAAGCGCCGCGGCGCGCUCCGCCGCCUCGGCGUCCGCGCCCGCGUCCUCGACACGGCGCGCUUCAGCGGCUUCUGCCAGGACAGCCGCGACGCCCGCGCGGUGGCCACCGUGCACGCCAACUGCUGCCGGACCAUGCGCGCCAAGGUUGCCGACCUCACCGCCGUCCUCGCCGCGGCCGGCCGGCGGCUCAACGGCACGUCGCCGGCGCUCAGGUGGCCGCCGCACUCCGAGUGCGUCAGGUCAUGGACGUGAGGCUGCGACCGACGCAGAAUAGUCGUGAGCUAACAGCAAAGGUUUUAACCACGAAAAAAAGCAGCACAGUGAUCUGAAUUCUUUAGGAAAAGAAUAGUUUCAGAGAAAAAAAAUGGAUUUUUAUAACAACUGAGUGAUAUUUAUACUGCAGAAAAUACUAAUGCAGCGUUAUUUUGGGGUCAGAAAGUUAUUACAGCCGAUACAACAGUUCUUCGUGUGACAGUUGAUUACAACAUUUGCCCCCCAUAAAACUAUGCAAA